Solanum stenotomum is the source of this 1844-nucleotide messenger RNA. RefSeq names its product ankyrin repeat-containing protein BDA1-like. The record is from RefSeq and is a predicted model, not a curated record. Bases 442 to 1731 code for a protein of 429 amino acids. Lineage: Eukaryota; Viridiplantae; Streptophyta; Magnoliopsida; Solanales; Solanaceae. Gene Ontology annotation, molecular function: protein binding. The transcript is spliced from 3 exons.
ACAACAUAUAAAGUGAAAAAAAGAGGCAACCAGGAUUUUCUAUAUUGCUACUGAGUUUUUGUGUGAAAGAAAUUUUAAUUUUUUUGUACACAGUUAGAAAUACGAAAGGCAAGUGACAUAUACUACACCAACAACAUACCAAGUGAAAUUUAUAAGUGGGGUCUGAGGCAUUACUUUUACCUUGUAGUAAUUGAGAGGUUGUCUGCGAGUAUCACAUUUCAAAGCAGUAUGAAAAGAGGUUGUCUGCGAGUAUCACAUUUCAAAGCAAUAUGAAAAAGGAAACUACAGAAGAAAAGAAGAGGAAGCAAAUAGUGUAGUACACACAAGAUUUGUAAGUCAACUGAGUCCACUCAUUUCUCUUUCUUAUCCUAGAAAAGAGAUAGAUUUUUAGAAUUCAGAGGUGAAACAGCUAAAAGGUUUCAUAAUUCUUUGGUAGAUCUAAUGGACAGAAGGCUGUGGGAGGCUGCUAAAACAGGAGAUGUUCAUCACUUGCAAAGCUUGAUCAAAGAAGAUCCUCUUUUGCUCAGGGCAGUUUCAUUAGCAGAAUACGCUGGAGAAUUAAACCAGGAUGGUUUCAGCCCUUUGCAUAUUGCCUCAGUAAAUGGAGAUAUAGAGAUUGUGAAGGAGAUCUUGAAUGUUGACAGUAAUCUAUGCCUUCUCAAAGGAAAGGAUAGAAGAAUUCCACUUCACUAUGCAGUAAUCAAAGGCAGAGAACAUGUUAUGAAGGAGCUUCUUGUGGUUUCUCCAGACUCAGCAGAAGAAGUGACUGCUCGUGGCGAGACUUGCCUUCAUUUAGCUGUCAAGAAUUAUCAGUUUGAAGCAUUCAAAUUUUUACUUGACAACCUCAAGGAUUUAAACAAGUAUGGUCUUUUAAACAAGAAGGAUAUCCAAGGAAACACUGUUUUGCAUCUUGCUGUCUCAACUAAGCAAUAUGAGGUUGUUGAUAUGUUACUCGGCGAGAAUGUUGUUUCUAAGGGAACAAUUGAGGUGAAUUCUUUGAACAAGAAAGGCCUUACACCUUUGGAGGUACUAUUAGAGGAAUCUGAAGAUACAGAUAUUGAGGAAAUUCUUAGAGCAUCUGGUGCUUUAUCUGCUGAAAACUUGCAAUCUCUGCAACAACAAGUUUUGCCACAAUCUUGGGUUGUUCCAUUUCAAGAUCCAUCAAAUGAACAAUCCAGCAGAGAGCAAAGAAAGGACCUGCCUCGAUCUCGUGCUAAGAAGCUUCAGGAUUUCUUCAAGUACAAUAAAAGCAAAGACUGUCCAGGAAAAGUAAGAGACACCCUUCUAGUGAUAGCGAUUCUAAUUGCAACAGCAACUUAUCAAGCAGUUUUCAGUCCACCAGGAGGCGUAUGGCAAGACACUUACUGGCCUGAUGACAAUAACAACAGUAGUCAUGAUGGCAAAAUGUCCUUGCGGCAUAUCGCAGGACAGUCAGUGAUGGGUACCAACUAUCCGAUUUCCUAUGGCUUGUUCUUGGUUUUCAACUCCAUCGGAUUUUUCGUAUCCCUCCACACAAUAAAUUUCCUUACAAUAGGAUUUCCUUUGCAAUUAGAACUGCAAGUCUCACUUGUUGCUUUGGUGGCAACCUAUGAUACUGUGAUGUCUGCCAUAACGCCUAACCAGGGAAUUUCUUUAUUCUUUUUUAUCUUUUCCGUAGUCUUUUCAGCACUGUUUCCUUUCAUUACAAUGAUGUUGAGAAACUAUUGCAAGAAACCUAGAUUCUUGUCAUGAUUUAUAAACUGGACAACUACUUGAACAGCAUCUUCCUGUAGUUUGUUCUUUUGAGGUUCAAUCAGGACGUGUUGAGAUUCUAAAUAAAAAACUACUUAUGAGAUUUAUUACGA